GCGAAUAAGCGAUGAGAGAAAACUCAAAGAGAAACAAGUUUAGAGAGAAAGAAAGAGAAAGGUAGAAGAUGAAGUUCCAGGAGGGUGUGUUCUUGGUGGUUAUUUUCUUCCUUGCAUAUACUCAGCUUGUGAAGGGGCAACAUCAACCUCGCGAAGAUUGUAAACUUAAAUGUGGAAACGUCACAAUAGAGUACCCUUUUGGUAUUUCUACAGGUUGUUACUAUCCCGGAGAUGAUAAUUUCAAUCUCACCUGUGUCGUGGAAGAGAAGCUACUACUCUUUGGCAUCAUUCAAGUGACCAAUAUUUCUCACAGUGGCCAUGUAAGUGUACUGUUUGAACGAUUCUCUGAAUGCUACGAGCAGAAAAAUGAGACUAAUGGAACUGCCCUCGGGUAUCAGCUGGGUAGUAGUUUCUCUCUCUCCUCCAACAACAAGUUUACUUUAGUAGGAUGUAACGCUUUAUCACUUUUGAGCACUUUUGGAAAGCAAAACUACUCAACUGGAUGCUUGUCAUUAUGCAAUUCUCAACCAGAGGCAAAUGGAAGAUGUAAUGGUGUAGGUUGCUGCACAACAGAGGACUUCUCUGUCCCGUUCGAUAGCGAUACAUUCCAAUUUGGCUCAGUUCGCUUGAGAAACCAAGUUAAUAAUUCCUUAGAUCUAUUUAAUACUUCGGUAUAUCAGUUUAAUCCUUGCACCUACGCUUUUCUCGUUGAAGAUGGUAAGUUUAACUUCGAUUCUUCAAAAGAUCUUAAGAAUCUGAGGAAUGUCACGAGGUUCCCUGUGGCACUAGAUUGGUCUAUUGGAAACCAGACAUGUGAGCAAGCUGGAAGCACAAGAAUAUGCGGUAAGAACAGCUCAUGUUACAAUUCUACUACUAGAAACGGGUAUAUCUGCAAAUGUAAUGAAGGUUAUGAUGGGAAUCCAUACCGUUCAGAGGGUUGCAAAGACAUCGAUGAGUGUAUUAGUGAUACACAUAACUGUUCGGAUCCAAAAACCUGUAGAAACAGGGAUGGAGGCUUCGAUUGUAAGUGUCCAUCUGGUUACGACUUAAACUCCAGUAUGAGCUGCACGAGGCCCGAAUACAAACGGACUCGAAUUUUUCUUGUAAUCAUAAUCGGCGUCUUGGUCCUCCUGCUUGCUGCGAUCUGUAUACAACAUGCAACGAAGCAAAGGAAGUAUACCAAGCUCCGACGACAAUUCUUUGAGCAAAAUGGUGGUGGCAUGUUGAUACAGCGACUUUCAGGAGCAGGGUUGUCAAACAUUGAUUUCAAAAUCUUUACUGAGGAAGGCAUGAAAGAGGCAACUAAUGGCUAUGAUGAGAGCAGAAUCUUGGGCCAGGGAGGUCAAGGAACAGUCUACAAAGGGAUAUUGCCGGACAACACUAUCGUUGCUAUAAAGAAAGCUCGGCUUGCAGACAGUAGACAAGUAGAUCAGUUCAUCCACGAAGUGCUCGUGCUUUCACAAAUUAACCACAGGAACGUGGUCAAGAUCUUGGGUUGCUGUCUAGAGACUGAAGUCCCCUUGUUGGUCUAUGAAUUCAUUACCAAUGGCACCCUUUUCGAUCACUUGCACGGUUCCAUUUUUGAUUCUUCUCUUACAUGGGAACACCGCCUCAGAAUAGCGAUAGAAGUCGCUGGAACUCUUGCUUAUCUUCACUCCUCUGCUUCUAUUCCAAUCAUCCAUCGCGAUAUCAAAACUGCAAAUAUUCUCUUGGAUGAAAACUUAACUGCAAAAGUAGCCGACUUUGGCGCUUCUAAGCUUAUACCAAUGGAUAAAGAGCAGCUCACAACUAUGGUGCAAGGCACUCUAGGCUAUUUAGACCCAGAAUACUAUACCACAGGGCUUCUGAACGAGAAGAGCGAUGUGUAUAGCUUUGGGGUAGUCCUCAUGGAACUGCUCUCAGGUCAAAAGGCAUUGUGCUUUGAACGGCCACAGGCUUCAAAACAUUUGGUGAGUUACUUUGUUUCUGCCACGGAAGAGAAUAGGUUGCAUGAGAUUAUUGACGACCAAGUGUUGAACGAGGAUAAUCUGAAGGAGAUCCAGGAAGCUGCAAGAAUUGCUGCAGAGUGUACAAGGCUAAUGGGAGAGGAAAGGCCAAGGAUGAAAGAAGUAGCUGCAAAGCUAGAAGCCUUGAGGGUCGAGAAAACCAAACAUAAGUGGUCGGAUCAGUAUCCUGAGGAGAAUGAACACUUGAUUGGUGGUCACAUCUUGUCUGCACAAGGCGAAACCAGUAGCAGCAUUGGCUAUGAUAGCAUCAAAAAUGUAGCAAUAUUGGACAUUGAAACUGGCCGCUGAUAUUGCUCACAAAAUCACAUGUAUCUCUUUUGUUUGUAAAAAAAGAAAACCACUUAUUUGUUGCUUCAUCAAUAUGCUUUGAGAGCUUGUUUGUUCAUCAUCAAUAAUCAUGUUCAUAUUUUCCUUUA
Messenger RNA from Arabidopsis thaliana (thale cress), 2422 nucleotides. RefSeq names its product wall associated kinase 3 (gene WAK3). The coding region runs from base 69 to 2294 and encodes 741 amino acids. Gene Ontology annotation, cellular component: plasma membrane; membrane. The record is from RefSeq and is marked reviewed. Gene Ontology annotation, molecular function: ATP binding; protein serine kinase activity; polysaccharide binding. The transcript is spliced from 3 exons. Gene Ontology annotation, biological process: cell surface receptor signaling pathway. Lineage: Eukaryota; Viridiplantae; Streptophyta; Magnoliopsida; Brassicales; Brassicaceae.